UUGAUGGUCUCAUGUCGGAAACAGCGUUCAGCUUUAUUAUUAUUAUUUCCCCCGUUGUCCGGUGAGGAUCAGCGUCCUGGACGGGCGGUGAAAUCCUCCAGAAAGCCCCUGGUUCCUGGCUGUUGUCGCAGAUGGAGCGCAGCCUGCGGAGGAAGUCCGUCCGGCUCAUCGCCGCGGUGUCCAGAGGCGGAGGCAUCGGCAAAAAUGGGAAGCUGCCCUGGAAUCUACCGUCUGAAUUCCAGUACUUCCUGAAAAAAGUCACAAGCGUAUCGAGACCAGGGAAAAUGAACCUGAUGGUCUGGGGUAAAUUAUGCUGGUACUCAAACUCCACGUCUUUGUUCCUGCUGCCGAAUAUUCUGCACGUGGUGCUGAGCAAGACGAUGAGCACGGCCCCCGAUCACGCCCACUUUGUGCGUGAGGACUUUGACAGCGCCGUGCGCAUGGCGGCAGAGCCUCCGCUGGCUGAUUUAAUAGAGACCAUCUGGGUUGUCGGAGGAACGCAGGUUUACAGGGAUGCACUGCAGCACCCCUGGUGUGACUUGCUCUACCUGACAGACGUCAUGGCCGAUUUCGACUGUGAUGUUUUCUUUCCCGAGUUUGAUCAAGAACUGUUUAAAUUACAGGACAAAUUUCCUGGUGUUCCGAGUGAAAUUCAAGAAGAAUGUGGCAUUAAGUACAAAUUCCAAGUCUUCAAAAGAGAGACUGCUGAUGGCGUGUAGCCGGGAGGAGAUAAAAACAGAGCGAGACUCCAGACGUGAUCAAAAG
This is a messenger RNA of Salarias fasciatus (jewelled blenny), 765 nucleotides long. RefSeq names its product dihydrofolate reductase. Gene Ontology annotation, molecular function: dihydrofolate reductase activity; NADP binding. Gene Ontology annotation, cellular component: mitochondrion. The record is from RefSeq and is a predicted model, not a curated record. NCBI's taxonomy places the organism in Eukaryota, Metazoa, Chordata, Actinopteri, Blenniiformes, Blenniidae. The transcript is spliced from 6 exons. Bases 132 to 719 code for a protein of 195 amino acids. Gene Ontology annotation, biological process: tetrahydrofolate biosynthetic process; folic acid metabolic process; dihydrofolate metabolic process.